Oryzias latipes (Japanese medaka) is the source of this 1995-nucleotide messenger RNA. RefSeq names its product transmembrane protein 235. The record is from RefSeq and is a predicted model, not a curated record. NCBI's taxonomy places the organism in Eukaryota, Metazoa, Chordata, Actinopteri, Beloniformes, Adrianichthyidae. Gene Ontology annotation, cellular component: apical plasma membrane.
ACUCACUAUCCCCUUGCAACUUGAGGGUCCGUUUGGCAGAUGUGACCGUGUCCGCGAGUUAGUGACAGACCUGCGUGGAGUAGAAGCGUGACCGGGUGAAGGAUCUGGUUGCAAAUGAGAAACUGGUCGUUUCUUCAGAUGCUAUAUAGUGGUGAAGGAGCAGAAACUGUUUCCAUGCUGCACAUCUGCUUUCAGCGCUGGAAUUUGGUCAGGAGUCACACCCACACGGAGCCUCUCCGAGUGCAUUCACCGUUUGUAUCCUAGGUGAGAACAUCUAUUUCUUUUUUCCCUUAAGCAGAAGAAAACAGCCUAAAUGCAUAUCCGUGCGCACACCUUACAGCACAUUGCGCAUCUGACUGGAGUUUAAUUUUGAAAUUCUGCACCGGAUGCGCAUUAUUUUCUCCCCUCACUCUUGAUGGUGUGAAUUACUCUCGGAGCGCCACAAGAACCUAACAGAGGCGCAGUUGCUCCCUGACACCCAAAAAACACCCUUUCUUUAAGUUUGAUUUUUUUACCCUUCCAAAUAUAAAUUUUUAGUGUUUUCUAAACUCAAACUUGUUAUCAAUUUUUUCUGUUAGGCUUUUCUUCUUUUUCUUUUGUUCAAGAGCAGAAUUUGAUGAUGAAGAGGCAACAUUUUAGUGGGAAGGGCCCAGCUGGAGAGCUUUUACGCAUCGUGGAGCGUUUUCACAGAUUGCUGCGCUGAAGAAACACAUCCUUGAGGUUUUCCUGCGCUGCGGACUAAUGAAGUACGGACCUGUGGUUCUCUCCGCUGGGCUCACCGGCAUGCUCAGCUUCAUCCUUCUGGCUGUUGCAAUUGGAACUGAUUACUGGUACAUAAUCAAUGUAAACAAACCCAACUGCACGGGUCCUGAUGACCUGAGCUCGCACUCUGGAUUAUGGACAAUCAAUGAAGGAGCAAAUAAGAGUUCAGUUAUCACUCCUUUCACAGCAAAUAUGUCCAGUCUGUCAGAGACAGAGAGGCAUCUCAUCGGCUUGCACAGAGUGGUGGUCAUCAUGUUGCCUCUCAGUCUGGUGCUGUUACUGCUGGGAUGGAUCUUUGGACUGGUCAGUUCGCUGGCCUGCAGUCCCAAGCUGCUGGCCGCAUCAGCAUGCUACUUCCUUACCUGCAGUGUUUCCACCCUGUCAGGGGUCAGCACGUACAUCAAAUACUCCAAUCUCGCCAUGGAGGAGUUCCAGCGGAUUGUGCCCCCUGAAAACCUCACCUUCGUGCAGGUGUCGUUUGGUUGGUCACUGGCCACGGCGUGGCUCUCCUACAGCCUGGAGGUGGCAGCCGGCCUUCUGCUCAUGCUGGCUGCUAGAAUAAUUCAAAUGAAGGGGCACUAUGACUCGGGAGUAGCCAUCGCCAUGUUAUAACAAAACACACAAACCUUCUUUUUGUGGCUGUUACAUAUUUAUUAUUGUUCAUAAAGUGUUAUUAACGGUAAUAGACCAACAAGAGGUUAAUCCCACAUAAUGUAAUAAAAGAUGCCUGUAGGUAAACACAAACUGAGACAAAGAAGCUGAUUAAAUUAUCUUGUUUAACAUCUUUUUCUUCAUUGUGGUUGCUGGCAGAUUAUAGACCGCUGCCUUUCAUCUUGUGCUGUUUUGUCUCCAUUGUCCAUUUUUUACUAUAAUGUCACAUGAAACGAAGCCGACGAUUCACAGGGUAAUUAUAGCCGUGCAUUUUUUCCCCAGCGCUGAUUGUAUUAACACUGUAUGUUUCCAGCCUUGUUGUGGUGUCAAUAUUUUCUUUUUCAUGUGUUGGGACUCUCACGCCUCACAAAGGAUGCUAGCAUCCCCCCCUCUCCAGUGCUGUGCAUUUUCUAAAUGUGGCUUGCAUUAGUGCUGCGGUGUGUUUCAUUGAGAGCUCUGUGGAGCAAACCACCGCAUGGCACACAGUAAGAGGGGGUAUAGGUUCUAAUAAUUCCUAACAGCCCAGCUGCUAAAUUGCUGCUUGGUGUGCCUAAGACCAAACAAAAAAAAAAAAAGAGAGGA